AAAUUUAAUGUCCCUAUAUAUAACGGAUUAAGUUUUGAAUAAUUAAAGUUAUUGCCAGAACAAAAAGAGAACGAAAAAAAGAAUAUUCUCAAUCUACCACCAUGUAUUCCUCUUCGAGUUCUUGGAGCUCAUCACAAGAAUCAUUCUUGUGGAACGAAAGUUCGUUUUUAGAUCAAUCCUUCUUUUGCCCUGCUCAUAAUUACUCUGAUGACUUCUUCUCAUUUGAGUCUCCGGAGAUGAUGAUAAAAGAAGAAACCCAAAACGACGACGUUUCAAACUCCGAGGGAGAAGAAAAGAUUGGUACUGUCGAUGAAGAGAAGUCAUACAGAGGAGUGAGGAAGAGGCCAUGGGGAAAAUUUGCUGCGGAGAUAAGAGAUUCUACUAGGAACGGGAUUAGGGUUUGGCUCGGGACGUUUGAUAAAGCCGAGGAAGCAGCUCUUGCUUACGACCAAGCGGCUUACGCAACAAAAGGAUCUCUUGCUGUACUCAACUUCCCCGUGGAAGUGGUCAAAGAGUCGCUCAAGAAAAUGGAGAGUGUGAAUCUUGAAGAUGGAGGGUCUCCGGUCAUGGCCUUGAAGAGAAAACAUUCGCUUAGAAACCGGCCUAGAGGGAAAAAGCGAUCUUCUAAUUCUUCUUCUGCUUCUUCUUGUAAUUCUUGUUCUUAUUCAUCUUCUUCCUCUUCUUCGUCUUCAUCAUCAAGAAGUAACAAGCAGAGUGUUGUGAAGCAAGAAAGUGGUACACUUGUGGUUUUUGAAGAUUUAGGUGCUGAAUAUUUAGAACAACUACUUAUGAGCUCAUGCUGAUCUUGUAAAUGAUUCCAGCUAUAGCAAUCAUUAAAUUUUAAUCUUGCGGUAGUUUUGAGAUUCGUUUGUUCAUUCUGUAAUUUCUUUGGUUCUCUUACUUUUCCUUUGUUGUAUCCAAAAGAAAUUAUUGGAAGAGAUGCGAUGAUGAUGGUGAUGUUGAACUGUAUAAAAAACUCUAUUAUUGCAUUAGAGCACACGCA
Brassica oleracea var. oleracea is the source of this 1003-nucleotide messenger RNA. Its product is annotated as ethylene-responsive transcription factor 15-like. NCBI's taxonomy places the organism in Eukaryota, Viridiplantae, Streptophyta, Magnoliopsida, Brassicales, Brassicaceae. Gene Ontology annotation, biological process: regulation of DNA-templated transcription; ethylene-activated signaling pathway. The record is from RefSeq and is a predicted model, not a curated record. The transcript has a single exon. Gene Ontology annotation, molecular function: DNA binding; DNA-binding transcription factor activity. Bases 102 to 803 code for a protein of 233 amino acids.